UUUGGUAAGCGCAUAAGAUGGAGAGGCAAGUUCAUGGAGGCGGCGGAGGAGAAGAUCCUUGGCUUGCUCGAGACAAACUCUACCAUGUAAUAUUCUGUUUCUCAAUCUCUCUCAUCUUCGCCACGCUCGCCUCUCUCUCACGUUACUCGUUUCUACGCCGUCACUCCAUCUGGAUCGGAUCUGCGUUCUCACUCUCCGCCGGUGCGGCUAAAGAAGCUGGUGAUCAAUUUGGUAUCUUUCCUUCAGCAGGUGCCUCGGCAAGAGACGCAGUCGCUGACGCAAUUGGAGUUGUGAUUGCUGCUUUGGUUCUCUUCGUUUGGAAAUCUCGCAGAUCACGUUCUGAAUCGAGUCAAAUCCGACCCAUCCUUCCGAUUUGAAUACAAGAAACAAUUUAAAAAGCUUUGUUUAGUGUAGUUGUCAUCCAAGAAGAAUCUCCCAAUUUUAUUCAAAGCUUGAUCAUCGAUUUGUGUCAUGACUCAUCACAGUGUUUUUGGUAAUCUCAUUGAUUCUAAUUGUCGAAAUGAAAACAUUGAACUGUGUGAGUGAUUGUUGGUUGAAUUGUAUGAUUCAUGAAAUCUAAUUUUUUUUGGAAUUAGUUCAGUGUUGGGCUCAGCACUGUAAACUUUUCGUACGCCAUUGCUCAUUCCGAGGAUCAUCAAGAACCAAGCAACAUUGGUCUGUCUGUAACAUUAAAUGAAAUUUGGUCAAAAGUCAAAACAGUAGUCAAGAUGGUCAUGGGUUCAAAUCACAAUUUUGACAUAGUAUGAUUUUUAUUUUCUGAUAUUUCUUUUUCCCUAAUU
Molecule: messenger RNA, 800 nt
Organism: Camelina sativa (false flax)
Lineage: Eukaryota; Viridiplantae; Streptophyta; Magnoliopsida; Brassicales; Brassicaceae
Source: RefSeq, a predicted model, not a curated record